Molecule: messenger RNA, 1184 nt
Organism: Juglans regia (Persian walnut)
Lineage: Eukaryota; Viridiplantae; Streptophyta; Magnoliopsida; Fagales; Juglandaceae
Product: ras-related protein Rab7-like
Exons: 7
Coding region: 341-937 (198 amino acids)
Cellular component (GO): vacuolar membrane
Molecular function (GO): GTP binding; GTPase activity
Source: RefSeq, a predicted model, not a curated record
CAGGGGAAACAAAAAAAAGAAAAGAAAAGAAAAGACGAGAAAGGAAAAACUAGCUCUGCUGGCGGGUAACGUUGGUUUUAGUUGGCAGAAGUUCACAUGGUUCCCACUUAGCACUAUUGAAACGUAGGGGAAGAGGAGGAAUUAAAAGCAGUACCCAGAAAUGAAACUGAGAAUUUAGAAGGAUCAAGAACAGCCACGAGCAGAAUUUUGAGAAAUUUAGCAAAUCGGGGCGUUUUUAUCUGCACUCUGUGUUGGGAAAAUUAUUUUGCAGUGAUUGAAUGAAUGGACGGGUCUACAAGAAGAACCUUGCUAAAAGUCAUUGUCCUUGGCGAUAGUGGUGAUGAAUUUCCUCUUGGCGAUAUUCAGGGUGGGAAAGACAUCUAUGAUGAAUCAAUAUGUCCAUAAAAAGUUCAGCCCACACUAUAAAUCUACCAUUGGUGCUGAUUUUGUCACAAAGGAACUGCAGAUUGAUGAUAAACAGGUCACUUUGCAGAUUUGGGACACAGCAGGCCAGGAAAGGUUUCAAAGUCUAGGGGCUGCAUUUUAUAGAGGCGCAGAAUGUUGUGUUCUUGUAUAUGAUGUAAAUGUACUUAGAUCAUUUGAAACACUAAACACUUGGCGUCAAGAGUUUCUCAAACAGGCAGAUCCAGCUGAUCCCGACAACUUUCCCUUUAUAUUGCUUGGAAAUAAGAUUGAUCUAGAUGGUGGAAACAGCCGAGUGGUUUCUGAAAGGCAAGCAAAGGAGUGGUGUGAUUCCAGGGGAAAUAUAGCAUACUUUGAGACCUCAGCAAAAGAGGGCUACAAUGUGGAUGAAGCAUUUCUCUGUGUUGCAAGAACUGCACUAGCUAAUGAACAAGGAUGUGAUCUGGACAAUUACUUUCUGGGAAUGUCAGAAUCUCUAUCAGAUAUUGAAAGGAAAGGAUUUUGUGCUUGCUAAAGUUGGUUGCCAAGGAUUGGGUGAAUCUUUUUCAAGCUUUUGGGAUUGUUAUGAUUCUUUUAUCACUUUUGUUAUUAUGAUCAAUUUUGUUGAUAGGAAAUGAUGUUAGAUCCUUUUCAUGUAAUUUAGCUAUAGUUGUAAGGCUUUUAACUUUUAUUCAUUUUGCUGCUUAAAAGACAAAGCAGUCAAGUUCGUGUGAUGCCAGUGCUAACUGCUAAAUAAACAUCAAAGCAUGCUGUAGUAUGCU